Angiostrongylus costaricensis is the source of this 243-nucleotide messenger RNA. NCBI's taxonomy places the organism in Eukaryota, Metazoa, Nematoda, Chromadorea, Rhabditida, Metastrongylidae. The record is from the annotation of a GenBank genome assembly.
AUGAUUGGCCUACGAUCCAAACUGCUUCUCUUAUAUCGCUCUGUUAAACUACCUUCUGUAGUGGGACCUUGUUCAGGAGUGACCACAGAGUGUCUUCCUGAGCUGACUCGCGGAGUAUCAAUUAAUGGUUUUCUUCCUAAAAUUGACUGGCUUCCUGAACAUUCCGAUGGCACGUCUCUUCGUCUUCUAUCAUAUCGUGUGCUGCUUCGAAAUGAUGUGUCGUUGAGGAACGGCGACUGUUGA